Molecule: messenger RNA, 2165 nt
Organism: Cicer arietinum (chickpea)
Lineage: Eukaryota; Viridiplantae; Streptophyta; Magnoliopsida; Fabales; Fabaceae
Product: putative E3 ubiquitin-protein ligase XBAT31
Molecular function (GO): protein binding
Source: RefSeq, a predicted model, not a curated record
CUUUGAUCAAACUCAAAUUAAAAUCUUGACAUUUAUUUUGAGCCAUAAUCAAAGACAAAUAACUUUUGAUACACCUAUUAACUUAAAGAGUUGAAUGAUUAAGAAAUUGCAAUUGAAUGUGGUGAGAGUUGAAAAACAAAAUUGAGUUGGAAUAAUAUAUGGCUUGAGGGGCUAAAGUAAGCUCACCAAUCAAAACCACCAUAGCAGGUGGUGCAGAGGUGAAGUGAAGUGCGUCAUGGGUCAAGGUCUGAGUUGCAGAGGUAGCAAUGAUCAUGGCCUCUUCACUGCUCUUCAACAAGGUAACCUCCAAAUUGUCACAGCACUUUUACAACAAGACCCAACACUUUUUCACCAAACCACUCUCUAUGAUCGUUAUUCACCUCUUCAUAUUGCUGCUGCUAAUGGCCAGAUCGAGAUUCUGUCAAGACUUUUACAUGGAUCUGUUAACCCAGAUAUAUUAAAUCGUCAAAAGCAGACUCCUCUUAUGUUGGCUGCCAUGCAUGGAAAGAUUGAAUGUGUGGAGAAGCUUCUUGAUGCUGGUGCUAAUGUUUUGAUGUUUGAUACAGUUAAUGGAAGAACCUGCUUACACUAUGCAGCUUAUUAUGGCCAUUUUUCUUGCCUUAAGGCUAUUCUUUCUUCUGCUCAAUAUAGUCCUGUGGCUGCUUCCUGGGGAUUUGUUCGGUUUGUGAAUAUUAGAGAUGGAAAAGGUGCAACACCAUUACACUUAGCAGCUCGUCAAAGACGGUCAGAAUGUGUACAUAUUCUAUUAGACAAUGGUGCUCUUGUUUGUGCUUCAACCGGUAGAUAUGGCUAUCCUGGUAGCACUCCUCUUCAUCUAGCUGCUAGAGGGGGAUCUCUUGAUUGCAUUCGUGGAUUGUUGGCGUGGGGUGCGGAUCGUCUUCAGCGUGAUUCAUCUGGACGGAUACCAUAUAUGGUUGCUUUGAAACACAGACAUGGAUCGUGCGCAUCGUUGCUUAAUCCUACAUCUUCUGAGCCUCUUGUGUGGCCUUCUCCACUAAAGUUCAUAAGUGAACUUAAUCCAGAAGCCAAAGCCUUGUUAGAACAAGCCUUGAUGGAUGCAAACAGAGAAAGAGAGAAAAGCAUAUUGAAAGGAGGUGCUUACUCUCUUCCACCUCAAUCACAUUCUGAUUGUGUAGAUGACAAUAUCUCCGAGGUUAGUGAAUCAGAAUUAUGCUGCAUAUGCUUUGAGCAAGUAUGCACAAUUGAAGUUCAAAACUGUGGUCACCAAAUGUGUGCACAAUGCACACUAGCCCUUUGUUGCCACAAAAAACCAAACCCAACAACGGCUUCUAUUACUCCACCAGUUUGUCCAUUUUGUCGAAGCAACAUAGCUAGACUUGUGGUCGUCAUAAAAUUAGAAAAUCACGAUGAAACUGAUCAAGAUAGUGUUGAUAUCAAUUGUUCCAAGAUAAACAAGACAAAGAAACUAAGAAACUUGAACGACAUCGGUAGUAGUAGCUUCAAGGGUUUAUCGGGUGUCAGCUCGUUCGGAAAGUUGGGUGGCCGAAGCUCCGGAAGGGUUGCCGAUGAGUGGAUUGAUAAACAAUGAUGGAUACUCGUCAGUACUAAAAAAAAAAUUAGCGAUGAAAAUUAACGAAUGAUAAGAUGAAUAUCUCUAGUUCCUUGUCACUAAAUCUAGUGACAGAUCUAGAGAUAGAUUUGACAUUUUUCUUCGCUAAAUUUUCGUCGCUAAUUUAAUUUUUUUUAGUAGUGCUGCUGCUAUAUAAUCAAAAUAUUAAAAAUUGAAAUGAUUCCAUAAUGGUUAGGCACGUUAACUAAUUGUGUGUGCUUAACUUGCAAGGUAAAAUGAAAGUGAAAAAAGUGAUGGAAUAAUAUGUAAUUUUGGGUAAUAAGCAAAGUGAGUUAAGGUGAAGAAGUUCAAGGUACGAAAUGUUGUAGUAACUAUUAUUAUUAAUUUCAAUAUUUGCUUGAGCAUAUGAAGAAGCAUCACCUAUGUCGACGGUUUUGGCGUUGUUGUUGUUAAUAAUAUUAUUAUACGCGAACCAGUAAAGUGAGUAUGAUUUUUUCUCUCGAAAAGUGCAUGUAUAUAAUAAAUACUAUGUGAAAAAGUAUUUGCUUUGUAUUGAUACUAUAUUUGAGCAAUAAAACACAAGGAAGAAAACAAGGUAUGCUGUUGGUUGUCA